CUCAGUUGGCAGUUGAGUAAACAGUUCAAUUCUCUUGCUUCGAGAGUAAGUUCGCUUGGUUCUUUGUCGGCCGCUCAGAAGGACGCUGAGGUCGCGAUCACCGCAAGCAGUCCACUCUUAAGGUGAAGAGAACAAGAGAAUCCAGGCUACUAUCCAUCCUUCCCUUUUCUCGUAUUUCUUAUAUACUCCAUCAUGCCCAGUCGCUCAGAAGUCGCCUAUUUCGGCGCGGGCCCUGCCCCUCUACCGACUGCAGCCAUUGAAAAGAGCGCUCAAGCAUUCGUCAACUUUGAAGAUACUGGUUUGUCUUUGGCUGAGAUCUCGCAUCGCUCGCCGACCGCAAACAAGAUCCUUUCCGACGCCAAAGAUGCGCUGGCAAAUUUGUACGACAUUCCUAUGGACGAAUAUGACAUUCUAUUCAUGGAAGCCGGAGGCACUGGCGAGUUUAGCGCCGUUGUUCAGAACUUGAUAGGCCACUGGAUCGAAAAGCGUCGCAGACAGGCCAUCGCCGAGCUGGGCGAGGGGAAGGAUGCAGAAGUCUUGGAACGAGUGAAAAGAGAGGUCCAGACCGAGCUGAAGGUCGAUUACCUCGUCACUGGUUCAUGGUCCCUGAAGGCUAGCCAGGAGGCCACGAGGCUACUGGGCGGUCAAUAUGUCAACGUUGCUGUGGAUGCUAGGAAGAGCAACAACGGCAAAUUUGGAAAGAUUCCAGACGAAAAGGAGUGGAAACUGACUUUCAAGGGGAGCGCGUACACAUACUACUGCGACAAUGAGACUGUGGACGGUGUCGAGUUUCCUACCUUCCCUCAAACGCUGGAGAGCAAGGGCGGAAGCGAACAUGACGAAAGGAUUGUGGUGGCCGACAUGUCGAGCAACUUCCUCAGCCGGAAAAUCGAUGUUAGAAAGUUCGGCGUCAUUUUUGGUGGUGCUCAAAAGAAUCUCGGCAUUGCUGGGAUCACGGUCGUCAUCAUCCGCAAGUCUCUUCUCGACCUGGUGCCGCCUCCAGCUUUUCUCCACGCUUUGUCGCCAGUGAUCCCGGCCUCUGGCACUCUCCCACCGAUCAUCUUCUCCUUUCCCGUCAUUGCUUCCAAUAACAGUCUCUACAACACGCUCCCCAUCUUCAACCUAUACGUUGCCACGGUCGUGCUGCAAAUGCUCGUCUCUACCUUUGGGCCCCGAAAGGUUUCUGGCCAGGAGGAGAUCGCAAACAAGAAAGCUGCACUCAUCUAUAACGCGCUGGACGCUCAUCCAGAUACUUAUUAUGUCGUGCCGGACAAGAGCGUGCGGAGCCGAAUGAACAUAUGCUUCCGGAUCAUUUCGGGCCAAAAGGCUGGUGACCAAGUGGUGCCUGAUGAGGCCAAAGAAAAGGCCUUCCUGGCAGGAGCAGAGAAGAGAGGUCUACUCGGUCUCAAGGGUCAUCGCUCUGUUGGUGGAAUGCGGGCAAGCAAUUACAAUGCUGUCUCACUGGAAAGUGCUCAGAAGUUGGCGGAUUACCUGGUUGAAUUUGCUCGGUCAUGAUUUCACCACUUCUAGGUAUUACACCUGGAUUGCAUACCGUAUGUUGAACAGAUGAUGGAUUGGCUGCUCAACUUAAAAAAGUCCCAAUGAAAGAAAUUUAGACAAGAUAAUCAACUAUUUCUGGACCUAAAACAUCGCUACCCGCUUAUAAUAAAUAGUACGUGCCGUACCACGGAAUCAGACAUCUUCACGUGCACGUGCCCGCCGUGCCGUUUCCUGCCUGUA
Molecule: messenger RNA, 1740 nt
Organism: Exophiala dermatitidis NIH/UT8656
Lineage: Eukaryota; Fungi; Ascomycota; Eurotiomycetes; Chaetothyriales; Herpotrichiellaceae
Product: phosphoserine aminotransferase
Exons: 2
Coding region: 193-1515 (440 amino acids)
Biological process (GO): L-serine biosynthetic process
Cellular component (GO): cytoplasm
Molecular function (GO): O-phospho-L-serine:2-oxoglutarate transaminase activity; pyridoxal phosphate binding
Source: RefSeq, a predicted model, not a curated record